GGUAUAGAUAUAUAGAGUAACAAUUUUUUUUAUUUUAGAUUGUUCAACGUUUUAGUUAAGCACAUGUAAGUAUAUAAUGAAAAUAAAUACUUUUCUUUUAUUUUGGAUUGUACUCCAUGUUUGAUUGCAUCACAUGUAAGUAUAUUUAAAAAAUCUUUUUUUAUUUUAGGUUGUGUUCAACGUUCAAAUUUAGUACAUGUAAAUUCUGUUAUACGUUUAAGUUCCGCACAUGUAAGUAUAUUAAGAAAAUAA
Messenger RNA from Rotaria sp. Silwood1, 252 nucleotides. The record is from the annotation of a GenBank genome assembly. NCBI's taxonomy places the organism in Eukaryota, Metazoa, Rotifera, Eurotatoria, Philodinida, Philodinidae.